UGUCAAUUAUGUAAAAUGAUUGCUUAAAAUCCAAUACAAUUGAUAUGCUCACAUUCAAUGUGUAUGAAAUGUGGACUCAAUAUUUAAAUAUAAGAAAAUACAAGGUAUAUCAUUUCAAUCUAAAUAAUAGUCAAAUCUAAAAUAAGUUUAGAAUACAAUGUCCUAAAUGUCGUAAAUUAACACAUACAUAUGAUAUUAAGAAUUUAUUAAUUGAAAAUAAUGAAUUAUAUCUAAUUACAGAUUCAAGUGAAAUGGAAAAAGAAGUACUUAAUGAAGUAAGUUUCAUAUUCAAUCUAGAGUCAAUUCUCACUCUAGAAGAAUUAAUAAGAUGCUAUCUUAGGAAGAAGAUAAUCCAAUGCUUAUUAAUUUUAAGAAGUAUCUGAACUAAAUAAUAAGAAUGCCUAAAAAAUUGGUGAAAUGUUCUCUGUAUAAACAAAUCAUAAUAAUCCAUUUAAUCAUUCUUAAUUUAAUAAAAAGAAACCUAAUUUAGGAAGUGAAAGAAUAUCUCCAAGUAAACAAAUAUAGAAACCUACUUAAUCAAAUCAUUAAAAAAAGUAAUCUUAUUAAAUUCCUUAAUAAGAAGUUGCAAUUGAAUGUAUUUAAUUUAAUAUUUUAAAGGCAAGGCUAAAACCUAAGCUAAUUCAUCAAAUAUUUAAUAAAAUAAAAUUAAUGAUUUCUUUAAACCUAAUUCUAAUACGCCAGUUGCAACUCCAACAACUAUUGCAUCAUAGUUACUCUUUCAAUAAACUGAUAAUAAAAAACCUAUCUAAUAAUAAUAAUAAUAAUAAUAAUAAUAUUAAUAAUAAUUAUAAUAGUAAAGUAAAACUGAUAAAUUAUUUGAGAAUAAAUAAUAUUAUCCAGAAGAAAAGAAACUAUCUACUCCAAAAUAUAGUGAAAUUAUAAAAGAAAAAGAAAACUAGUUUUUAAAAGAAAUCUCUAAAGAUAGUUCAAAUACAUCUGAUAAUUCUAGACACAAGAGAAGUUCUACAGGUCUUAUAUAAGAAAAUGAAGAAUAAGCCUCUGUUUAAAUCAUCCAAUCAUACUUUAAAAUGGUUCAAAAGAAUGUUUUGAAGCUAGAAAAGGAUAUAAUUGUUGCAGUUAAUAAUAAAUAAGUGGAUCCUCAAAGUAUCUAUUAAAAACUUAAACUUUUAACAACAAGAAUUGGUGAUAAUGAAGGUGAACUCAUUUAAUCCAUUAAAGUUAUGCAAAAAUUACAUUAAGAAAUAAUUGGACUUUCAACACCAUCUUAACAUAGAAAAACUAGUUCUCAUCAAAAUACAAGUCAUAGAUACACUAAUUCAAGUAAUUAUGUGAAAAAUAUUGAAAAAAGUGAUUAAAGUAUUGGAGCCAUGCCAUAAGAAUUAAAAAUAUAUAAAAAAUUUUUAUGA
Paramecium primaurelia is the source of this 1388-nucleotide messenger RNA. The record is from the annotation of a GenBank genome assembly. Lineage: Eukaryota; Ciliophora; Oligohymenophorea; Peniculida; Parameciidae.